Messenger RNA from Penicillium atrosanguineum, 1044 nucleotides. RefSeq names its product alpha/beta fold hydrolase. The transcript has a single exon. Bases 1 to 1044 code for a protein of 347 amino acids. The record is from RefSeq and is a predicted model, not a curated record. NCBI's taxonomy places the organism in Eukaryota, Fungi, Ascomycota, Eurotiomycetes, Eurotiales, Aspergillaceae.
AUGAAGAUCUUCUCCGUCUUCAGUGCCUGGUCAGCGAUACUGUCGUGUACGACUGUCGUCUCCGCGCAAUCGAGCCCCGACCCGGUUGGCACCAUUUACGAUGGCCAUGUGCCAGCCGAUCUAUACGGAUCCAACUACACCUACCCAUGGCAGGUAAAGCUGUUCAACUUCUCCAAUCAGCGCCAGAAUCUUACAAUGGCGUUUAUGGACAUACCGGCGAACCCCCAUCACAAGAAUAAGAAGACAGCGGUUUUGCUGCACGGAGGGAACUUCUGCGGUGUCACUUGGUUCGACACGGCGCGGCGCAUGUCGGCCGCCGGCUACCGAGUGAUCUUGCCCGACGACAUUGGCUUCUGCAAAUCAAGCAAGCCGCAAGGCUAUUCUUACAAUGUACAACAGCAGGCGUUGAACAUCAACAGCCUACUCACUGCGCUAGGCAUCGAUCAGGUCACCUUGAUCGGACAUUCGAUGGGUGGCAUGAUCGCCGCCCGCUACGGCCUCAUGUACCCGGAAACUAUUCAUCAGCUUAUCCUCGUCGAUCCCCUGGGGCUAGAGGACUGGGUGGCCAAAGGCGUACCCUAUUUGUCAAUUGACGCAACGUACGAGAGCCAGGUUGUGCAAAACUUUACCACUCUCAAAGAAUAUGAGCAGGCCAGCUACUUUCACAAUGCGACCUGGAAGCCUGCGUAUGAUACCUGGGUCCAUAUGCUAGCCAACAUCUAUUCCAGCGACUUUGGUUCCGACUAUGCAUACGUGAUGUCCCUCGUCACCGACGCCUUACUCUCCCAGCCUGUGAUCUACCAGCUGCCUCUCCUGCAGACACGUACCUACCUCAUGGUAGGAGAUGACGACGUUACGGCGCUUGGCAAAGCAUGGUCAUCCCCCGAUGUCGCAGCGAAGCUGGGCCAUUACGAUGAACUUGGUCCUGCUGCCGCAGCCAUGAUCCCCAACUGCACGUUCCACAUGUUCCCCGGUCUAGGCCAUGCGCCCUUCCUUCAGGACCCCGAAGCAUUUUACGAGGUGUUAUUUUCUUGGCUGGACUAG